This is a messenger RNA of Batrachochytrium dendrobatidis JAM81, 744 nucleotides long. RefSeq lists its product as uncharacterized. The record is from RefSeq and is a predicted model, not a curated record. NCBI's taxonomy places the organism in Eukaryota, Fungi, Chytridiomycota, Chytridiomycetes, Rhizophydiales. Bases 161 to 730 code for a protein of 189 amino acids. The transcript has a single exon.
AAUUAAUCCUGACAAUGUACACCAUGAAACUAUUGCUACUGAUGAUGGUUUGUCAAGUAGUGAAGAUACUGUAAAUUUUUCGCUGGUACAUGAUACCGCGAGUGUAGAAACGGCCAAUAAUUCAUUUCGCUUUGACACGGAGACUUCUGAACAGAUUCAAAUGAUUGAAGACGAUGAUGAUAAUCCUAUUGGACUUUUGCUUGGUAUUGAAUGCCAGCGUCAAGCCUCGCAGCAGUCAUGCUCAGAACCCUUGGUCGUUUCACCAACCUCUGUAGUAAAUUCAUCCACAUCUCUUACUCAACUGUCAUGCAGAGCAUCGAACCAUCACUCUACUUUUGCACGCAAUCUGAUUUCUGAUCCAACUACUAAGCCACUUUUAUCUGAACCCACUUGCUUGCCAACAUCCACACAAGAAGGAUAUGUUGCAUCUUCGCAAGUUUGCUUAUGCAAUUAUAGAGAUAGCAGACGGUGUAGUUUACCGCUUUCAUCUGACCAUAGUGCGUCACUCUCUAUGGCUUUGCAGGAUUCAUCAUUGCAAGCAGACUCUGUUGUAGGUAGUAGUCUUGGUGAUGAUAUACCAUUGAGUCGAUCAUUUGAACCAUCGAAUUCAAUGGGUGGCAACGGACUACGAGGUCGUAUACACUGCCGAUCAUUUACUACGCCUGUGGGAUUGAUUUCUAACAAUGGUAGAGGCGUGGAUGUACAUGAAAGUGAUGUAUCAAAUAUAUAAAACAAUUUGAAAUG